AGCUUCAUCAUCUUCUUAAUAGACAAGACAUGAUAGCGAUAUAAGGGUUGGAAUUUCGAUCUCAUCAAUGAUCAGCGAAUCUUGAUGAUCGUCGAUUAGCUAUUCAACACCUGUAAAAUAUCCGAGCGUUUCACACCCAAUUACUUUCCCAAAUAUUACCAGCAAAAAAAUUAAAAAUAUAUUUUAAAGAAAAACCUUAAAAAACACCAUAAGCUAAAAACAUGAGGCGACUCAGCCCCUCUAAUUCACAGAAAUGCAGGGUGAUGAAGCCAGACUCUUGCUAAGUUUCCCCUCUAAUCGUUGCCCUACUCAGAUUGAAGUUGCUUAUAGAAAGAAAGUAUGGGAGUUGCAUCUUGACUUGUUUCCAGUUCAGCAAAAGCCUUUGGCGGAGUCUAAGUUCAAGUUGGACUCAUGCAAUGUUUUGAGGAAUAAAGUAAGCAAGCUCUACCUUUGAGGGAUAUGCAACAGCCUUGUGAUAUGAAGUUUCUGCUCUUGUGCUACUGAACGAAUGGUUGAAGAGAUGGCCCCACUUCGUUCCAUAGGAUAUGUUGAUCCUGGGUGGGAGCAUGGCACUGCUCAAGAUGAAAGGAAGAAGAAGGUUAAAUGCAACUACUGCGGGAAAGUAGUCAGUGGUGGGAUAUUUAGAUUGAAGCAACAUUUAGCCAGAUUGUCUGGUGAAGUUACUCAUUGUGAAAAGGUUCCCGAAGAAGUAUGCUUGAAUAUGAGAAAAAAUCUGGAAGGAUGUCGUUCUGGUAGAAAACGGAGGCAAUUAGAUUAUGAGCAAGCUGCUCUAAGUAUCCAAUCUAAUGAGUACAGUGAUGGAGAAGAUGCUUCUGCAAGUUAUAAACACAAAGGCAAGAAAGUGAUGGGUGACAAGAACUUGGUUAUCAAGUUUACCCCUCUUCGGUCAUUAGGAUAUGUAGACCCAGGAUGGGAGCAUUGUGUUGCUCAAGAUGAGAAGAAGAGAAGAGUAAAAUGCAACUAUUGUGAAAAAAUAAUAAGUGGGGGCAUCAAUCGGUUUAAGCAACAUCUUGCUAGGAUCCCUGGAGAAGUUGCCUACUGCGAGAAGGCACCUGAAGAGGUAUAUCUAAAAAUCAAAGAAAACAUGAAAUGGCACCGAACUGGCAGAAGGCAUCGGAAACCUGAUACCAAGGAGAUAUCCACGUUCUACAUGCACUCAGAUAAUGAGGAUGAAGGUGGAGAGGAGGAGGGGUAUUUGCAAUGCAUAAGCAAGGAUAUAUUGGCUAUAGAUGAUAAAGUUUCUGACAAUGAUAUUAGAAAUAAUGUCAGAGGUAGAUCUCCUGGUAGUAGUGGUAAUGGUGCUGAACCACUACUCAAAAAAUCAAGACUGGAUUCAGUAUUUUUGAAGUCUCUGAAAAGCCAGACAUCAGCACACUACAAACAACCAAGGGCUAGAACAGGCUUUGAGAAGAAAACUCACAGAGAAGUGAUAUCUGCCAUCUGCAAAUUCUUUUACCAUGCAGGAAUCCCUUCUAAUGCAGCUAACUCUCCAUAUUUCCAUAAAAUGCUGGAACUGGUUGGUCAGUACGGGCAAGGUUUGCAAGGUCCUUCAAGUCGACUGAUAUCUGGUCGUCUCCUUCAGGAGGAAAUUGCUAAUAUUAAGGAGUACUUAGUGGAGCUUAAGACAUCUUGGGCGAUCACUGGUUGUUCUGUUAUGGCUGACAGUUGGAACGAUGCACAGGGGAGGAUGCUGAUAAACUUUUUGGUCUCUUGCCCUCGGGGUGUUUAUUUUCUCUCUUCUGUUGAUGCAACUGAUAUCAUAGAAGAUGCAGUUCAUCUCUUCAAGUUGUUAGACAAAGCAGUGGACGAGGUUGGUGAGGAAUAUGUAGUCCAGGUGAUUACUAGGAACACUUUGAGCUUCAGGAAUGCUGGAAAGAUGCUUGAAGAGAAAAGGAGAAAUUUAUUUUGGACACCUUGUGCCGUCUAUUGUAUUGAUAGAAUGCUUGAGGAUUUUGUGAAUAUAAAAUGGGUGGGAGAAUGCGUAGAUAAAGCAAAAAAAGUGACAAGGUUUAUUUAUAACAACACCUGGUUGUUGAAUUUUAUGAAGAAAGAAUUUACCAAGGGACAGGAACUUCUUCAGCCUGCUGUUACAAAAUUUGGCACUAACUUUUUCACUUUACAGAGUUUGUUGGACCAGAGGGUUGGUCUUAAGAGAAUGUUCCAAUCGAAUAGAUGGCUUUCAUCCCGCUUUUCCAAAUCAGAUGAAGGAAAAGAGGUUGAAAAAAUUGUCUUAAAUGUCUCAUUUUGGAAGAAAAUGCAGUAUGUGAAGAAAUCCUUUGAACCAGUUGCUGAAGUUCUUCAAAGGAUAGGUAGUGACAAAAUCCGAUCAUUGCCGUUUAUAUAUAAUGACAUCUGUAGAACAAAGCUUGCAAUUAAAGCCAUUCAUGGUGACGAUGUUCGUAAAUAUGGACCUUUCUGGAGUGUGAUUGAAAGUAAUUGGAGUCCAUUGUUCCAUCAUCCUCUUUAUGUUGCUGCAUACUUUCUCAAUCCAUCCUAUCGUUACCGCCCAGAUUUUUUGAUGAAUCCUGAAGUAAUUCGUGGUCUAAAUGGGUGUAUUGUUCGGUUGGAGGCAGACAAUGGGAAAAAGAUUGCUGCAUCCAUGCAGAUACCUGAUUUUGUGUCUGCAAAAGCUGAUUUUGGAACUGAUCUGGCCAUAAGUACUAGAAGCGAACUUGAUCCAGCCUCAUGGUGGCAACAACAUGGGAUAAGUUGCUUAGAGCUGCAACGAAUUGCCAUACGCAUACUGAGCCAGACAUGUUCAUCAAUCGGGUGUGAGCAUAACUGGAGUGCUUUUGAUCAGGUUCACAUCAAAAGACACAACUGUUUGUCUCGGAAGAGAUUGAAUGACCAGACCUAUGUUCACUACAACUUGAGACUGAGAGAACGCCAACUAGGAAGGAAGCCGGAUGAGUUGGUUUCCUUUGACAGUGCCAUGCUAGAAAGUGUAUUAGAUGACUGGCUUGUGGAGACAGAGAAGUUAGCCAUGCAUGAAGAUGAGGAGAUCAUCUAUACUGAGGUGGAACAAUUUUGCGGAGAUGAUAUGGAUGAACAUGAGAGUGAAGAAAAGAGACCUGCAGAAAUGGUCACAAUAGCUGGUUUUAUUGAACCUUUGGAUGUUAUCCCUUCUGCUGGAGGUGUUACUACCGAUGAUGAUGGUCUCGAUUUUCUUGAUGAUGAUUUGACGGAUUAGUUUUAUCUUCAAUGUGGCUCAUCAAAACUUGGAGUAAGCCAUGAGAUAUCUAUUUCCAGUAACUGGAUAUUAAUAGAAAGAAAAGUAAUUUGGCGUUGUCAAAAGACAGAUUCUUAUAUUGUAAUUUGUUGUGCCAUAUAUCAUUUUGGAAGUAUUAAUAUUUCACCAACAUUAUUUCAAA
Molecule: messenger RNA, 3392 nt
Organism: Gossypium raimondii (Peruvian cotton)
Lineage: Eukaryota; Viridiplantae; Streptophyta; Magnoliopsida; Malvales; Malvaceae
Exons: 9
Coding region: 509-3211 (900 amino acids)
Molecular function (GO): DNA binding; protein dimerization activity
Source: RefSeq, a predicted model, not a curated record